GAAAAAACUGUGAAGGAAAUUAAAGAAUCCAGUGAUUAUUAAAAAAUGAAUAAUGAUGACCAUAUAAUAGUCAGAGUCUUCUAAAGGAAUGCAAAAGGAGGACAUUCUUCCAAUGGGAGGACACACAGGUAAUGCCCAGUGAGCGGUCCAGAGCGAGAGCAUGUCUGAAGCAGCGAUCUCAGGCAGCGAGAAGGAGCCUGGCCUCAACAGCGAGGAGGAGGAUAUGGAAGAGGAGGAGGACGACGACGAAGAGGAGGGGGACAUGAACCAGGAAGAGGAGGAGGAGGAGGAGGAGGAGGAAGAGAACAGUGGAGAUGAUGAGGAGGAAUCAGCUGAUCGGCCCAGCAGUGCCAAAGUUGACCAUGUAGAGGAAAUGCAGGAGCUGCAGGGGCAGGGGCAGGAGCGGCGGGACUCUUCCCCCCAGGGACACCACUCUCCUUCCCCACCACCAUCACCUCCUACCUCACCCCAGGAGGAGGACUCCCCUCCCGCCAGCCCAACUUCCUCUCACUCUCACUCCCGCUCCCAGCCCCCGUCCCAGCCCUCAUCCCGGCCCCCAUCCAGGCCAUCCUCUCGCCCUUCAUCCAGGCCAUCAUCCAGGCCAUCCUCCAGGCCUGGCUCCCAACCCUCCGCGACGUCCUCCAGGUCUGCGUCCACAUCGCGACCCUCCUCUCGGCAGACGUCCCGUCCCCCAUCCACGGGCUCUGGGGCCCCCUCCAGCCCUGAGAGCAGCCCCUCGGAAGACGACACACCCACCCCCACACCCACCCACACUCCCACCGCCACAGCUCCCUCCUCCCCCAGCAAGGAGAAGACAGAGAAGAAGGAUAAGAAGGAGAAGAAGGAGAAGAAAGACAAGAAAGACAAGAAGGAGAAGGAGAAGAAAGAUAAGAAGAAGAGGAGCAGAUCCUCCUCCAAGCCUUCCCACAUGAGGAGAAACAUCAGGAAGCUGCUGAAGGAGCACCAGCUGGAGGCGGUGACUCAGACGGCCCAGCAGGAGGAGAUGGAGAGGAGGCGCCGCCUGGAGCAGCUGAGGAAAGACUUCCCCAUGGCCGUCCCCCCGCGCCCCGACACCCCCGCCGCUGAAAGUGUGUCUCAGAGUAGUGAGGCUCCUCGGCCGGCGUCUGCUCCUCGAGGGGAGGUCAUAUGUCUGGACAGCAGUGGAGAUGAGGCCGAUGUGCCGCCCCCUCAGUCCCCUCCGCAUUCCCAUUCCCACUCGCACUCGCACCUGCACCCCCGCCUCCCCCUGCUCCUGCCCAAGCUCCUGCCCAGGCUCCUGCCCAAGCCCAGAGACGAUGUGAUCGAGCUGAGCUCCGGUGACGAGGACACAAUGCGGAUCAGCAGCGAGUCGGAGGGCGAGGACGAGGAGGGGGCGGGGGGCGUGGACGAGGCCAGCGGGGCGCACGUCAACGACGCCCUCAACCAGCCCGACCCUCAGGGACGCGUCCUCGUCAACAUUAACCACCCGCCCGAGGAGGCCGACCUCUACAUGGCCCCGCAGCUGGCACGCGUCGUCAAGCCCCACCAGAUCGGUGGGAUUCGCUUCCUGUAUGAUAACCUGGUGGAGUCUGUGGAGCGCUAUAAGAACAGCAGUGGUUUUGGCUGCAUCCUGGCCCAUAGCAUGGGGCUGGGCAAGACGCUGCAGGUCAUCUCCUUCAUAGACAUCCUGCUCAGACACACCGGAGCGCACACAGUACUCGCCAUCGUGCCUGUAAACACACUACAGAAUUGGCUGGCUGAGUUCAACUUGUGGUUGCCAACAGCAGAGAGUCUGCCGCCCGGCACGGAUGAAACCGCCAUCGCCCCCCGCCCCUUCAAGGUGCACAUCCUCAAUGACGAGCACAAGACCACAGCAGCGCGGGCCAAGGUGGUGGAGGAGUGGAGUCGUGACGGCGGCGUGCUGCUGAUGGGCUACGAGAUGUACCGGCUGCUCUCGCUGAAGAAGAGCUUCGUCACGGGCCGCAAGAGGAAGACCAAGAAGCCCACGGGCCCCGUCAUCAUCGACCUGGACGAGGAGGACCGCCAGCAGGAGCUGCUCAAAGCGAUCGAGAAGGCCCUGUCUCGGCCGGGCCCAGACGUGGUGAUCUGCGACGAGGGCCACCGCAUCAAGAACUGCCACGCCAGCACCUCGCAGGCCCUGAAGAACAUCCGCUCCCGGCGGCGCGUGGUGCUCACGGGCUACCCGCUGCAGAACAACCUGAUAGAGUACUGGUGCAUGGUGGACUUUGUGCGUCCCGACUUCCUGGGCACGCGGCAGGAGUUCAGCAACAUGUUUGAGCGGCCCAUCCUCAACGGACAGUGCGUGGACUCCACGCCGCAGGACUUGCGGCUCAUGCGCUACCGCAGCCACGUGCUGCACAGCCUCCUGGAAGGCUUCGUGCAGAGGCGAGGCCAUGAUGUGUUGCGUCACCAGCUGCCGAUGAAAGAGGAGCACGUGAUCAUGGUGCGGCUGUGUCCCCUCCAGAGGGCGCUCUACACAGAGUUCAUGCAGCGCUUCAGGGACGCGGGCAACAGUGGCUGGCUCGGACUCAACCCCCUCAAGGCCUUCUGCGUCUGCUGCAAGAUAUGGAACCAUCCAGAUGUUCUGUACGAGUCGCUACAGAAGGAGAACCUGGCCAAUGAGCAAGAUCUGGACCUGGAUGACCUCACUUCCCCCGGCAACGCCCGCUGUGCCGCUCCAGGCCUGAAGGGGAAGCCCAGUGACCCUGCGGCCUCUAAGGGGGUCUUACCCAUGCUCAACGUCAACCCCUCACAGGAGAGAGCCAAUCAGGUCAUCACCUACGAAUGGGCAAAAGACAUCAUGAGUAAUUACCAGCCUGGUAUUCUGGAGAACUCGGCCAAGAUGGUACUCCUCUUCCACCUGAUUGAUGAGAGCGUGACCAAAGGAGACAAGAUUCUGGUGUUCAGCCAGAGCUUGUCUACGCUGACGGUCAUUGAGGAUUUCCUCUCCAAGAGGCCGAUGCCGGCGUGCAGGGUCAACCCAGAGAGCUCCACUACCACCUGGAUACGGCACGUCAACUAUUACCGGCUGGAUGGAAGCACCUCCACUUCAGAGAGGGAGAGGCUCAUCAACCAGUUCAAUGAUCCAGCAAAUGAUAUGGCUUGGGUUUUCCUCCUCUCCACCAGAGCGGGCUGCCUGGGGGUGAACCUGAUCGGUGCGAACCGCGUGGUGGUGUUCGACGCCUCCUGGAACCCGUGCCACGACGCCCAGGCCGUGUGCCGCGUGUACCGCUACGGCCAGCACAAGCCCUGCCACAUCUACCGGCUGGUGUGCGACUUCACCCUGGAGAAGAAGAUCUACGAUCGGCAAGUCUCCAAGCAGGGCAUGUCUGACCGUGUGGUGGACGACCUGAACCCGGUGCUGAACUUCACGCGGCGUGAGGUGGAGUCCCUGCUGCACUUCGUAGAGGAGGAGCCGGACAGCCAGAGCGGCCUGCAACCACACGACGACAUGGAGGAGGUCAUCAGAGACGCCUGCCUGCAGUAUCCACAGUACAUCACCAAGCCGCCCUUCCAGCACGAGUCGCUGCUGAUGGACCGCAAGGACAUGAAGCUGACCAAGGCGGAGAAGCGCGCGGCCAAGAAGAGCUACGAGGACGAGAAGCGCGCCUCCAUUCCCUACCAGCGGCCCUCCUACGUCCACUACUACCCCCAGGCCGGACAGACUCUCAGCAACAUCCCCGCUUUCGCACAGCACAGCAACUGGCGACCCACCGCCUACCGCUCGGAUGAGAAGCCCGUGGCAAGCGUGCGUCCGGUCCAGUCCACGCCGAUACCCAUGAUGCCUCGGCAGGUGACGCUCGGCAUGCCCGGCUCUAGUGGCGGAGGCUUCCCCGUCAACUACCUGCAGAAGGCUGGAGUGCACGUACAGCGCAUCGUCACCACCACGGAUAUCAUGAUCCCCGGCUCCAACAGCCCUACUGAUGUCCAGGCCCGGAUUGGAGCUGGAGAGAGCAUUCACAUCAUCAAGGGCUCCAAAGGCACUUACAUCAGGACCAGUGACGGCCGCAUCUUUGCUAUUCGGUCCUCUGGGAAGAGCAGGGCUUCAGAUAUCUCUGGGCUGGCCAGAGCUUCCCAGGGCAGCUCUCUGCACUCGGUGAGUAACGGCGGCACGUCUCCCCCGGAGCGGAAGCAGCAGCUCUCCCCGUCUCCCCCCGACAGCCCCGAGAUCUUACGAGAGCUCCAUGAAUACGACGACGCGGUCGCCAUCGGCGAUGAGCUGUCACUGUCGGACGACAGGGGCGAGGUGUCUGGCGAUGACAGGCACCACCGGACAGCAGACAGCACCACCUCUUUUACCCAGCACGCCGCGGGGGCGACAGACGUGGCAGACCUGCGGGGCAAGAGGAGGUGGUUUCAGAGGCCGCACGGGGGCAAGAGGUCGUCCCUCGGCGGGGCAGCAGAGUUCCCCAGCUUUCCCUUAAGUGGCGGUGGUGGCAGCGGAGGUGGUGGUGGUAGCGGUGCCAUGUCCUUGCCCUCCAUGGGGCUCAACCCAGCCUUGCUGGGGGCGCUGGGCAACAUGUCUAACCCCCUGCUGGGUGGAGGUGCAGGGGGGAGCCGCUCCCAGUAUGGAGACGGGCUGCACUCCAUGUUCCCCACUGCUCAGUCGUCAUCAGGGGCGUCCUCAUCCGCAGGGCCCGAGUCGGUGGGGUUGGGCACCACAGGAAACGGACCUCUCUCUAGCUCCUCGGCUUUGGCCUCCUCUUCCUCAGCGGCUGGCACCUCAUCAUCAUCAUCAUCAUCACUUCCCCCGUUCAUGCUGAAUCCCGGCAUGGCCGGCAUGUUGUCCGGCAGUUACCCUCCUCUCUCCUACGGCCAUUCACUGUUUCCCAGCUCUUCUUCCUCCGGCCCCUCCUCUUCCUCCUCCACAGCUGCUGUGGCCUCCUCUUCCUCCUCCUCCUCCACCACCCCCGGCUACCUCUCCCACUUCCCUCUGUCCACCUCCAGCCUCCUGGGUGCUGCGCUGUCCCAGCCCGACUCACUGCCGCACACCAUCCUGGGGGCUGAGAACGGAGGCAGCAGCUCGGACGAUGACGUCAUCGAGGUCAUGGGUCAGUGAGACGGACGGUGAAAGCGAUAUUCCAGUUACGUUACACAAGAGGAGGAGGAGGAGGAGGAACAGAACUAUUGUUAAGAGACACAUGCUACCGUGUACAUGUUCAAAAUCAACUUUAUUCACUGGGGACCAGCAAGUGUAUGAGAAACACUGAAAAAAAAAGAAAUGCACAGAGAUUUCCUUCAUCCAGAGUCAUGCAGACCAAAGGGGGGUCGUCAGUCAGUAACGUGUCAGAGACAUGUUGAGUUGUACACGUUGUGCUAGUAUAUGUCCACAACGAUGGGGACCAGCUGCGGAAAAGAGGAAUAUUUCAUCCCUCUUAGCACCAGGGGCUGUAUAUAAUUAUUAUUAAAUAAAGCAGUUGGUGAGUGAGCCUCUGACGCUCUUAUAGGCUGUGAUUGGAUUCAGCGUCGCCUGCUACGGCUGCUACAGCAAGAGCCAGAUACAGUAUACACAGUCUAUGGCCCGAUCCGGACUCUGCUUCUGUCUGGACUCUUGUGCUAUCCAACAUGCGUUUCCUUGUCAUUAGCUUGUUGGGUUGCGUACUGUAGGUCACUGUAGCAUCACCUGCUGACAUGCCGGAUUUAAGGUAUGAAAUUCAUCUUUUAGUUGUUACUUUUAAAACAUAUUCUUUUGUGGUAAUUGGUAAGUCAAGACUCAUUUGGGAUCAUGUUCCAAGUAUGUAAAAAAUAUUACGUACGUAAAAAUAUUCAUGUUUUAUAUACAAAUAAAUUCAUGAAUGUACCGUCA
Messenger RNA from Engraulis encrasicolus (European anchovy), 5806 nucleotides. RefSeq names its product RAD54 like 2 (gene rad54l2). Gene Ontology annotation, molecular function: ATP hydrolysis activity; ATP binding; ATP-dependent chromatin remodeler activity. The transcript has 22 exons. Bases 161 to 5059 code for a protein of 1632 amino acids. The record is from RefSeq and is a predicted model, not a curated record. Gene Ontology annotation, cellular component: nucleus. NCBI's taxonomy places the organism in Eukaryota, Metazoa, Chordata, Actinopteri, Clupeiformes, Engraulidae.